UCACAUGACCGAGUCUUCGGCUGGAUAACUUCCUGUUCCGCGGUUGUUUUCCCUGCGGUAUAGAAACAUAACGGGUCCGCUGUGCUCUCUCUAACCCACCGGACUACAACCAUCCACCUGCCGCUGCGUCCUGUUCACCUGCUUUACAAACCGCGGGGAGAUGAGCACCGGAGGAGGGGCGGGUACAUAGUGGACCGGAGAAAGCGACUGCACCGCCGGCGGCUCUGUCGAUACAGAAAACAGAAACUAACGCAGCUGCGUACCUGCCAGAAAAAAAGGGCCGACUUCCCCGGAUAACGUAAAGAUCAACAUCAAGUGGUGGCUACUUGACGUUAGCUCUCUCUUCCCCCCCUCCCACCCCUCCUCAUCUUCCCCUUCCAAAAAACAACAACAACAACAACAACAACAGAGCCAUCGAUAUGUCCAAAUACACCAGCUUUCCAGAGCCGAUGGAAGACCAAAACCCUUUCCAGGACCCUGCAGUGACUCAACACAGCAGCAACACAGGAUAUGCCACACUGGACCUGUACAACCCAUUUGAUAAUACGACUGGGCCUCCACCACCGUAUGAAGCCACCUCUCCCUCUGCUCCAGCUGUGCCUGCACAGACUCCGCCCAGCAGGACAACACCUACUGAGCCUCGCAACUAUGGCUCCUAUACCUCCCAGACUGCAGUGAACGCUACCACAGCAGAGCUCCUGAGGAAGCAGGAGGAGCUGGAGAAGAAAGCCCGAGAGCUGGAGAGGAGAGAGAGGGAGCUGGAGUCACACAGCCUCGGACCUGGAGCCUCUCGUCAGAACAACUGGCCCCCGCUGCCUUCAUUCUGCCCCGUGGGCCCCUGCUUCUACCAGGACAUCAAUGUGGAGAUCGCUCAGCACUUCCAGCGCACCGUCACCAUCAUGUACUACUUCUGGCUGUUCUGCACUGGCACGCUGCUCUUCAACCUGAUCUCCUCCCUGGCCAUGUUCUGCGUGGACACCACCGGUGGUGUUGGGCUGGGCCUCGCCAUCCUCUGGGCCCUCCUCUUCACCCCAUGCUCCUUUGUCUGCUGGUACCGUCCUGUGUACAAAGCCUUCAGGAGUGACAGCUCCUUCAAUUUCUUUGCCUUCUUCUUCAUUUUCUUUGCCCAAGUUGUCGUCUAUGUCAUCAUGACUAUUGGUAUCCCUGGAUGGGGUUUCAGUGGGUGGAUCGUGAGCCUGGCUGCUCUGAAGCACAGUGUCCCCGUCGGUGCGAUCAUGAUGAUGAAUGCCAUCCUCUUUACUGCCCAAACCGCCAUGGGGGUUGUCAUGCUGAAGAAGGUCCACAGUCUGUACAGGCAGACCGAUGCCAGCUUUCAGAAGGCCCAGGCCGAGUUCGCCACCGGAGUCAUGUCCAAUCAGGCCGUACGCCAGGCAGCUACCACUGCCGCCACCAGUGCCGCCACGGGGGCCUUCACCGCACCCCGAUAGAGAGGGACGAGAGGGGUUGGGAGGGUGAGAAGUAGAGGAGGAGGAGGAGGAGGAGAGGGGCCCUUUCAGCUUGAUAGAGGAUCAGUCUGGUAUUUAUUUCCCCGCAGGUGAUUAGUUGA
Messenger RNA from Morone saxatilis (striped sea-bass), 1567 nucleotides. It is a transcript of the gene scamp3, whose product is annotated as secretory carrier membrane protein 3. Gene Ontology annotation, biological process: protein transport. The transcript is spliced from 9 exons. The coding region runs from base 420 to 1448 and encodes 342 amino acids. The record is from RefSeq and is a predicted model, not a curated record. Gene Ontology annotation, cellular component: trans-Golgi network membrane; recycling endosome membrane. NCBI's taxonomy places the organism in Eukaryota, Metazoa, Chordata, Actinopteri, Moronidae.